Molecule: messenger RNA, 3054 nt
Organism: Drepanopeziza brunnea f. sp. 'multigermtubi' MB_m1
Lineage: Eukaryota; Fungi; Ascomycota; Leotiomycetes; Helotiales; Drepanopezizaceae
Biological process (GO): GPI anchor biosynthetic process
Cellular component (GO): endoplasmic reticulum membrane
Molecular function (GO): mannose-ethanolamine phosphotransferase activity
Source: RefSeq, a predicted model, not a curated record
AUGGCUCGAGUCAAUCGCUUUGGCUUCCUGGCCUUGGCCUUGGCCUUCCAUCUGGUAUACAUAUACUCGAUAUUCGACAUCUACUUCGUUAGCCCUAUUGUGUCGGGUAUGCGCGAGUUUGGGGUGCAGAGGCCAGAUGGCGUUGAAGCUCCCGCUCAAAGGCUGGUUUUGUUUGUUGGCGACGGUCUUAGAGCAGAUAAAGCGUUCCAAUCCUUCCCCGAACCCUAUCCCAGGAACGAUGCAGACCUCGUCCCCCGCCCCCUAGCAUCCUUCAUCCGCUCCCGAGUCCUCGAACAUGGAACUUUCGGUGUCUCCCAUACGCGUGUACCCACGGAAUCUAGACCGGGGCAUGUGGCGCUCAUCGCAGGGCUGUAUGAAGACGUUUCUGCGGUCACUACAGGAUGGAAGCUCAACCCGGUGAACUUUGACAGUGUGUUCAACCGCAGCAGACAUACAUGGUCUUGGGGUAGUCCGGAUAUCUUGCCCAUGUUCAAAUUGGGAGCCGUAGAGGGAAGAGUUGAUGCGGAUACGUAUAGAGCGGAGGAGGAGGACUUUUCGCAAGAGGCGUCAGGGCUGGACGUUUGGGUCUUUGAAAAGGUGAAGGCCUUCUUUCAGGAGGCUGCCACGAAUGCAACGCUUGAUGCACAGCUGAGGCAGGAUAAGAAUGUGUUCUUCCUCCAUCUGUUGGGUCUGGAUACGAAUGGCCAUGCGUUCCGCCCCUACUCGAAGGAGUAUCUAAAUAAUAUCAAGAUUGUGGAUCAGGGCGUGCAGGAAAUUUCACAGCUGAUCGAGGAAUUCUAUGGGGAUGGCAAGACGGCGUUUGUGUUCACGGCUGACCAUGGAAUGAGUGAUUAUGGCAGUCAUGGGGAUGGUCAUCCGGAUAACACACGAACCCCACUUGUUGCUUGGGGAUCCGGAGUAGCAAAGCCGGUCAAGACUGAGGGAAUUGCGCCUGGUCAUGAUGAGUUAUCUUCAGAUUGGGGCUUGGACAACGUCCAGAGACACGAUGUCGCUCAGGCUGAUGUUGCUGCGUUGAUGGCAUAUUUGGCUGGACUCGAUUUCCCUGUCAACUCGGUAGGCGAGUUACCCUUAUCUUUUCUGUCCGGGGAUACUGCGGCCAAAUCCAAAGCAUUCUUGGCGAAUGCUCGGGGAAUUCUCGAUAUGUAUCGCGUCAAGGAGGAGCAGAAGAAGGCAACGGAACUUCGUUAUCGACCUUUCAAAGCUCUCGGCGACGAAGCACACUCUGUCGACCAUCGUGUCGAAGCUAUUCAAACGCUCAUUGAUGCUGGGCGCCACGAAGAGGCCAUCGAAGAAACUGCUGCCCUUGUCAAAGUCGGUCUUGACGGCCUUCGCUACCUCCAAACCUAUGACUGGCUCUUCCUUCGCGCCCUCAUCACCAUCGGAUACCUUGGCUGGAUCGCCUUUGCACUAACUACCGUAGUCGACCUGCACGUCUUGCACGGCAGAACUGAGACCUCGCGUACAGCUCUCGGCACUACAUUUUUCUCCUCUGUUCUUGUAGCCUUAUACGCUUCUUUCAUUAUAUCCAAAUCUCCGCAUACGUACUAUGCCUACGCCAUCUUCCCCGUUGGGUUUUGGGAGGAGGUGUAUGCAAGACGUGGGGCGCUUGAGGAAGGGAGAAAGGCCCUGUUUGGGCAUGUUAGAUCUGCGGGCGGGCCUUUUAUACUUCUUUUGAAUGCGAUUGCUGGCUUAGCUCUCAUUGAAUGUCUGGCAUUGGGAUACACGCAUCGGGAGGUGUUUUCUGUAAUAUGGGUUGUGGCCGCGUUUUGGCCGGCGUUCUACGGCAUGAAAUUUCUACGGACUAAUAAGGAGCUUGUGGGAACUUGGGUGGCUUCUUGUGUAGCGAUGAGCUCAUUCACUUUGUUGCCUGCGAUGAAGGUUGAGGACGUGGCUCUCAUCGUGUCGGGUGGUUGUUUGAUGGCGGCGAUUGGAGUCGCCUACCUAAUCUUCGAAGAGAAGCUACUCUAUAAAGCAGAACCGGUCGGGGCUUCUACAGAACCCGCUAAAAAUAGUCUCUCGAGGGCGUUGAUUGGAGCACAGAUUGGCUUUAUAAUUCUGGCCACAAUUGUUACACGGUCCAGCGCAAUUUCUCUACAGGCGAAAUUAGGACUUCCAAAAGGAAACCAGAUAGUCGGAUGGUUUGUGUUGGUCCUACCACUUCUCAUGCCCUUCCUCCACCGAUUACAACCUAACAAUCACUACUUGCACCGUUUGAUGGUGAUCUUCCUGGCCUUCUCUCCCAUAUUCGUCCUCCUCACCAUCUCCUACGAAGGCCUCUUCUAUCUCGGCUUCUGCGUAACCCUCAUCACCUGGGUCCGCCUCGAACACAAAAUCUACAUAUAUUCGAAGCUCUCGCCUACCUCACUUGCUCAGGGCAGCAAAAUCACCAACGGUUCGGCGAUGACCCCCUCAAUUCUAUCCUCUCCCUUUCGAUCUCUCACCCUCUCCGACCUCCGCACCUCCCUCUUCUUCCUCACCCUCCUACAAAGCGCGUUCUUCAGCACCGGUAACGUCGCCUCCGUCUCCGCCUUCUCUCUCGAUUCCGUCUCACGUCUCAUCCCGGUCUUUGACCCAUUCUCCCAAGGCGCGCUGCUGAUCCUCAAACUCAUGAUCCCCUUCGCACUCAUCUCCGCCAACCUAGGCAUCCUCAACAAGCGACUAGGAGUUGCACCCAGUGCUCUGUUUAUGGUGGUGAUGGCGAUCAGCGAUUUCUUGACGCUGCACUUCUUCUGGGUGGUGAGGGACGAGGGGAGUUGGUUGGAGAUUGGGAGUACGAUUUCCCAUUUUGUGAUUGCGAGUUUACUGUGUAUGUUUGUGGCUAGUUUGGAGGGUGUUAGCGAGAUAUUUAUUGCUGGGGUGCAAGUCGAGGACGGCUCAGCACAGCUGGUGAGAGAGCAAGCACUUCGCAGUGCUGUGGAAACGGAAAGGCAGAAUGAGGAGAACCUUAAGAAAGAACAUGUUGUGGAAGCGAAGGUCAACGGGGGCUCUCAUCAUGGGGUGGUGAAGCCGGCUGCGAAUGGUGUUGGGAGCUAG